UGCAGAAGACCAGUGAACUUUGCAAGGACUGUAUAUAAAAUCAAGCGCUCAGAUUUCUGAGGAUACUGGUGUGACUGGUAACGUCCUGAAAGGAACGAUAUGUACCAUGCACUGAUGUAGAGGUAUUCGGCGAGUUCUUCAAAAAAAAUCAUGGCGGAGACGAAAAACGGAAAUGAUCUCGGACGUGGCGUCACUGACAAAGACAUUUUGGAUAUUUCUCGGACAAUAUCCUACGAUCACCUCUGCAACCUGGGACAGGAACUCGGAAUUGGUUUGACCGAAGUACAGAAUCUGAAGAAACAGUAUCGAGAUGAUGCGAAAGAGAUUGCCAUAAUUAUGUUUCAGAAAUGGAGAGCGAGGGUGCUGCCCGAUGGGUCAACUAUGAAGGUUGUAAAAGAGAUGAUGAGUAAUAUAACCGAGACUACAAAGGACAUCUCUGAAAGUGAUGAGCUAACACGAAUUACCACAAAGUUAUCGGUCAAGAGAUGCAGAGAAAGACUCAUCGAUCAUUACAGGAAAACAUGUAAAAUAGCACUCAAACCUUGGGACAAGACUAACUAUGCUGGCUAUGAUGAUCUUCACACAAGAAUUAGCCUUCUAGUAUCAGAAAGGGGUCAGAGAGGUGGUGACGAAGUCAAGAAAGUAACCCUUCCUGGUUCCAUCAAUGAUAUCUUCAAGACCGAGGUCGACGGGUCACUUCCAAACCGCAUUCUGAUGAUAGGGGGUGCUGGAAUUGGUAAGACAACAUCUUUGGCAAAACUUGCUUACGAUUGGGCACAUGGAGCUGAAGACUCACCUCUUAAAGACGUGCCACUUGUGUUCGCUUUAAAAUUCAGGAGGAGUGGUAAGCAUACGUCGCUUGGAGAAGCUAUUGUAAAGCAGCUCCUGGGGAAAAUAGACGGCGUCACUCCUCAAGAAAUUGAGAAGUUCAUUGAUGAAAAUGAGGAAGAUUGCGUUAUUCUCCUUGACGGUUACGACGAAUACAAUGGAUCAAUAACAUCUGACGGACCAAAGAGUAGUCUGGAGGAGUUACUUCUAUAUCAGCGCUUUCGGAAAUGCCGUGUUCUAAUCUCAUGUCGCCCACAUCGCCAAGAAGAUUUUGAUAUUGAUGAACUUCCGUUCGUGUACGCUAAGGUAGAAAUAGAAGGGUUUUCAGAGGAGGACUAUGAUAACUAUAUAGAUCGAUUCUUUGACAGUAAGGUGGCAGAUGCAACGGGACUGAAGAACUAUCUAAAGGAGCAAGUCUCAAUUGGAUCUUUGAUUAAUAUACCCUUUUUCUGCAUGGCGUUUUGUGUUCUCUGGAAAGGACAAUUUCUACAAGAUACUAAAUCACACACGGCUUUGUUCAAUAGUUUGUUGAAAUACCUUCUUGAGCAUGCCCGAUCGAAGAGUUGUGUCGGAUUUGAAAGUUUGGUCGCUAAACCUAAGAAAGGGUUCCUUAAAUCAGUUGUGUCUCAAGUCGGAAGAGUCGCCCUGAACAGUCUACUUAGCGACAGCAGAAAACUUUUAUUCGAGCAAGAUGAUUUUGAAGAUUGCCUUCAUGAACUUGAUAUAGCAGUUGAGAUUGGUUUAGUCUCUAAACAAGCAGUGAUAGAAGAAUCUAGUGAUUGGGACGAAUCAGAGACGGUUUUCGUUGAAUUCUACCACAAACUGGCGCAGGAACACUGUGCGGGUGUAUAUCUGUCAACUCUUGAUCAAGAUAAAUUGCUAGGAAUACUCAAAUGUAUCACCACAGAAUCAAGGGUACUUGACCUUGAAAAUGUGUUGAAAUUCGCUGCAGGUUCUUCUGACAAAGUAUGCUUAACUAUUUUGAAGAGGUUCGAAACAAUCUCUUGGUCCACACCACUACCCUACUUGCACGCAAUAGGUGAAAGAAGUCAACAUCAUCGCCUUGUUUUCGAUAUUCUCUGCGAAUCUACUGAAAAACUGACCGAACAGCAGUUGACGUCCACAAUUCUCCCGUAUUUCAAGGAUGGAGAAUUUCAUUUUGUGGAAACUAGUUCGUCUAGAACAGUGUAUGGAUUCGCACGAAUACCUCUUGAAAUCAAAGCACAGAUCAUGACUAUGGUGAUUUCCUUCUGCGAACUCAGUGAAUAUCAAGUGCAUCUCCUUUGGAAGUCCCUCAAUCUGUGCAAGUCCCUGGAAAAGUUGGACCUGAAAGGAUGUCAUCUCUCAAUCGAUGACACACUUGACAAACUCUGCUGCGUAAGACGCCUUGAUAUGAUGGGAGUCACAACAGAUCACCACUCCCUACUCGCUAGCCUACCUAACGUCGAGGAGAUUCGCAUAUCAAACGAUCAUCGAACACGAUCAGACAGUUUCAUGAAGGAAAUAGUUGAUGGCCUACUGAGGACCAACGGCAGGCAAACUGUUGUUGAGCUGUCUCCCAUGUAUGGAUUCACAUUCUUCUCCAGAUCAACAUGUAUCUCUUCCGAAACAGUCAGCUACUUCAUCGAGCACACACUCCCACAUAUGACGGCUCCCAGAGCUCUUGUCUUGGAAGUCCCAAUUCAGUAUGAUGAUAUGAUCAGGAUCAUCGUAGAAAGCAUCCGUAGACCAACUAUUAUCAAAUUGAGAUUCUUCAUAGAUGUUGAAAGCCCUCUGUGUUCUGCAAACCAUGAUGGAGAUCAUCCCGAUGACGAUCUUGCUCCACACGGCAUCCGUGUGACUGGUAAAAAGUUUUUGGGGAAUGACUUCACCACUUGGAGUGAACAUUACCGCGACCUCUCCACCGAGAACACAAGGGAUCUCUUCUGGGUGUAUGUAGCUGCACUGACUUCCGAUCCAAAGACGUAUGGAGAUAGCAGCUUCGAGCAUAUGCUACUAACACUUCAACGACCGAGGAUAUGAAUCCAUGAGGUUUCGGUCUCAUCGACAACAGGAGGAGAAACGACACAUUACCCGUUUUCAUUUUCUUUAAAUUUAUUUGCGUUACUUGAAUCAUAUCUACUUUGAUCUGAACAUAUGCGAGUAAUAUAAUUCGAGUCGUGCAAAAUAAUACACAUUAACGCGUUUUAAGGACUUACAUUUCUGAAGAAGUGCAUGUUGCGAUGACUGGACACAAUAAACAAGGGUUCAGACAUGCUGAAAAGUAAAACUUCAAUAUGUAAAACCGUUUUCCCUUCAUAGUCAGGUCCAGAUUUGAGAAAAGGAGGCUGCCUUAGGCAAAUCGUGUUAAUGCUGAACUGAGAAGUGUUUCAACAUAAUUCGAGGGCGCUGAGUCCAAAUAUGUUGUUUAUCAACCUUGAAUUUAAUGUUAAAAUUCUCAAAAUGGCAAAAACAAUAUGGCUGCUAUUCUACACCCUUUUUUUUACUCUCUUUUGACCCCCAAAACUUGCGACAAUAAUGUUUUUCAAUCGUUUUUGGUACUAUUUGAUGUCAGGAAUAACAUACUAAAAUCUAUCAAAAUCUGCAUCCGAGAAAGUGGUUCUUUCAAAAUGACGUCUAAAAUGGCCGCCAUUCACUGGAAAUUAACAUAUUCUACUCUUUAUCCACCUUAGACAUCCAUUUUCGAUGCAUAUUUAAUGGUGUAUGGGAUAAAAGGUCUCCUGAUACAUGUAGAGUGAACAGAAUCACGCCAGGGUACCUGGAAGUCCAGGAUGGCGUCCAAAAUGGCUGCCAUAGCCUAAAAAAUCACAAUUUAUCUAUUACCUAUUUUAUUGUCUUUAAUUUUGGUUUUAUUCAAUGGUGGUUUUAAGGGUCGAGUAGUAUAUUGGGGCAAGUUACAAGGAGAUUCAGCGAUCCACUUUGUCCAAAGAUCCAACAUGGCUAUCAAAAUCCGAGCCUAAAAUGGCUGUUGUUAUCUAAAAACCCUAAAACACCGACAUAGUUUGUUUAAUAUCCUCCUGGGAAAUAUGAUAUUGGUGUCUAAUCCACGGUUUAACUUGUCAAGUAA
Molecule: messenger RNA, 3895 nt
Organism: Lytechinus variegatus (green sea urchin)
Lineage: Eukaryota; Metazoa; Echinodermata; Echinoidea; Temnopleuroida; Toxopneustidae
Exons: 6
Coding region: 151-2850 (899 amino acids)
Source: RefSeq, a predicted model, not a curated record